Nasonia vitripennis (jewel wasp) is the source of this 3399-nucleotide messenger RNA. RefSeq names its product heat shock 70 kDa protein cognate 5 (gene Hsc70-5). Gene Ontology annotation, biological process: protein refolding; cellular response to unfolded protein. The coding region runs from base 169 to 2232 and encodes 687 amino acids. The record is from RefSeq and is a predicted model, not a curated record. NCBI's taxonomy places the organism in Eukaryota, Metazoa, Arthropoda, Insecta, Hymenoptera, Pteromalidae. The transcript is spliced from 12 exons. Gene Ontology annotation, molecular function: ATP binding; ATP hydrolysis activity; ATP-dependent protein folding chaperone. Gene Ontology annotation, cellular component: cytoplasm; mitochondrion.
CUGUGCGCGCACGCCGACUGCCGUGCCUCGGCCCUCGCCGUAGUUCAUAUAGUUGCAUCACUGCACGUGAAGCCUUCGUCGCCGACGCUUCUGCUUCGACUUCAGAGCCGACGAGAGUCCCCGUCGUCUUAGUCAACCGGGAAGACAAGAGGAUCGAACUCAGUGAAAAUGCUGGCCGCUGCGAGAGUAUUCACACGAGGGGCGACAGCCACCGGCUGCGACGUCGCCAGGAGACAGCAGUUCCAUAGCAUCCUCAAGAACGCAGCUGCACCAUCAAUUGUUUUUCCGCAACGAAAUGAUUUGCAGCAGUACCGUUUCAAGUCGGAAGGAGUUAAGGGAGCAGUCAUCGGUAUCGAUCUUGGAACCACAUUCUCGUGUGUUGCCGUUAUGGAAGGAAAGCAACCUAAAGUCAUUGAAAAUGCAGAAGGCUCAAGAACCACACCUUCUUACGUUGCUUUUACAAAAGAGGGAGAACGGUUAGUUGGUAUGCCAGCUAAACGACAGGCCGUUACAAAUUCAGCAAAUACUUUUUAUGCUACCAAGCGUCUUAUUGGUAGAAAAUUUGAAGAUCCAGAAGUUAAGAAAGACAUGAAAACCGUGUCUUACAAAAUCGUACGUGCAUCAAACGGAGAUGCAUGGGUACAAGGAAGCGAUGGAAAAAUGUACUCUCCGAGUCAAAUUGGAGCAUUUGUUCUUAUGAAAAUGAAAGAAACUGCUGAGGGUUAUUUGAGCACGCCCGUUAAAAAUGCCGUUAUCACCGUCCCAGCUUACUUCAACGACUCUCAGAGGCAGGCCACUAAGGAUGCCGGACAAAUUGCUGGAUUAAACGUUCUUAGAGUAAUAAACGAACCUACAGCAGCUGCUCUUGCCUAUGGAAUGGAUAAAACUGAAGAUAGAAUUAUUGCCGUCUACGAUUUGGGUGGUGGUACCUUCGAUAUCUCCAUUUUGGAAAUCCAGAAAGGAGUCUUUGAAGUCAAGUCUACCAACGGAGACACGUUCUUGGGAGGUGAAGAUUUCGACAAUGCAUUGGUCAACUACCUUGCUAACGAAUUCAAGAAAGACCAAGGUAUUGAUGUAGCCAAGGAUGCAAUGGCUAUGCAGCGUUUGAAGGAAGCUGCUGAGAAGGCAAAGAUCGAAUUGUCCAGCUCUCAGCAGACUGAUAUCAACCUUCCUUACCUCACAAUGGAUGCUAGUGGUCCCAAACAUCUUAACCUUAAGCUCUCUAGAAGUAAAUUUGAGGCCCUCGUCUCUGAUCUCAUCAAGCGUACGAUUCAGCCUUGCCAGAAAGCUCUUACUGACGCCGAGGUAUCGAAGUCCGAUAUCGGGGAAGUUUUGCUCGUCGGUGGAAUGACCCGUGUACCCAAGGUACAGCAAACUGUACAGGAAAUCUUUGGUCGCCAGCCAUCGAGAGCUGUGAAUCCCGAUGAAGCUGUUGCCGUUGGCGCUGCUGUCCAAGGUGGAGUCUUGGCUGGAGAUGUUACUGAUGUGCUACUGCUCGAUGUUACUCCACUUUCUCUUGGUAUCGAAACCUUGGGUGGAGUGUUCACAAGACUGAUCACACGUAACACAACCAUUCCUACAAAGAAAAGUCAAGUAUUCUCGACCGCUGCUGAUGGGCAGACUCAGGUCGAAAUUAAGGUCCACCAGGGUGAGCGUGAAAUGGCCAAUGACAACAAGCUUUUGGGACAGUUCACUCUUGUUGGAAUCCCACCUGCACCUAGAGGAGUUCCACAAAUCGAAGUUACAUUCGACAUCGACGCCAACGGAAUUGUACAUGUAUCUGCCAGAGAUAAAGGAACUGGAAAGGAACAACAAAUCGUUAUCCAGUCCAGCGGUGGUUUGAGCAAGGACGAGAUUGAAAACAUGGUCAAGAACGCCGAACAAUACGCCAAGGAAGACAGGAUAAAGAAAGAAAGAGUAGAGGCGGUUAACCAAGCUGAAGGUAUUGUUCAUGACACUGAAGCUAAGAUGGAAGAGUUCAAGGCUCAGCUUCCACAAGGCGAGUGUGACAAGCUGAGGGAACAAGUUUCUAAAAUGAAGGAAACUUUGGCCAAGAAAGAUGAAACCGACCCCGAGGAGAUCAAGAAACAGACAAACGAACUCCAACAGGCCAGCCUGAAGCUCUUCGAGAUGGCUUACAAGAAGAUGGCUGCUGAGCGUGAAGGAAAUCAACAACAAACGCAGGAGCAGCAACCUGAGGGUGAAGAAAAGAAGAAGGAAGAGAAGAACUAAAUAAAUGGACAUCCAUCUCGUGUGGUGAGCUGACACAAAAUUACUACCCGCCAUCGCGUCAACGUUCAUAAUCGAAAAUUGAAUUGUGUUAGAAUUUUUAAUACUUGGUAAUUGCUUUGUAAAACAAUUGGCAAGUAUUGCAGAAAAGCAUUUAAAAUCUCGAUCACCGAAUAUUAGUACGUUAAAGAUCAAACAUUAUUAAUUUCAGUUUUAAAAACCAUGAUAAAUCGAGGAUAGGGUUCAAUCGAUGUUAUUGAAAUAUGUUUUUCGGUGGCCAGUGAGUAAUCUGACGUAUCACGUCAUGUUUUAAUGUACGCGAGUCUUGACUCGUAAACAUAAUUUUGUAUAUUAAGUCAGAAAGCUUAGGAUUUGUUUAUUCUUUUGGUCUUGUGAUAUGCUUCAUACAUUUUUUAUCUUCAUGCACUGACGCUGCAAUAGAUCAUAUAGGUUAAAAAUGCUGUUAACCACUUUAUGCGUGGUUUUAUUUUAAGCCAAAGGUCGUCGUAUUACCCUCUUAAAUUAAGGGGCUGUAACAUAAGUGAGCUUGCAUGUAAUUGAUAAAUUUAACUUCACAAGAUUUCUGACUUGACGUUAUAUACGGAAAACUCACGCUUAAUCAGCUGGCUAAAGAGUAAAACAUAAGUUCCAUUCAUCGAUAAGUUAGAAUGCUUUAAAAGAAAAAGAGAAUCGAUAUGUAAAUUGUGUACAUAUGCGCUCGUGUGCUUUACAAACGAUCAUGUAGGAUUAUAAGUCCCGCAUUGACUCGAGAAUGAUACUUUUUAAGAAUUAUUAACCCGUUUCGGUUGUCGGAUCAGGAAGUUAGAAAUUGAAGAUGCCUCAAAAAUAACCCAGUGUUUUGGAUUUUCACCGCUGUAGUUCCAAAAAAAUUGCUAUUCCGCAUUUCUUUUUAAUCGACAGCGGUUGUACGAUUGCAUACCGUAUGAAUGCGAAAAAAGUAAGUGAAAGUGAGAUGUAGUAUGAGUUUCAUAGAACAGAUAUAAUUAUUUAGUGUAAGACGAAUACAAAUUAUAUGUAGAUUAAUAUAAGUAACAAUAAUACGUUAAAAACUGUAAACCGUAUUUUACUACACCCAAAUUUUUUAUUUGAAAAGCCAUCCCAAGUUGUACUUUAUAUGUUUCUGUCGUGUUUGUUCAAUAAAACUAUUUA